CCAACGGAGCAAGGGGAGGGACGAAAGAGCAGGCUAGGCCUUUAUUAGUCCUCUUGCCUCGGUGGCGGCCGUAAUUCCGCUCUUUUCUUCGGCUGGGUUAGCUCGCAGUCCCUCUGCUCCCGAGACUCGCCCUCGGUGACCCCGCCCCCUGGCUCUUCCAGCGCGCCGAUUGGCAGGUGGCGGGGACUGGUUGGCUGCGAGGCGAGCGCGCCGUGCCCGUGGAAAGAGAGCGGCGCGGCGCGGGCGUGCGGGCAGCCACCCGGCUGCAUGGCGCGCUGCGAGCGGCUUCGCGGCGCGGCCCUGCGCGACGUGCUGGGCCGGGCGCAGGGGGUCCUGUUCGACUGCGACGGGGUGCUGUGGAACGGCGAGCGCGCUGUGCCGGGCGCCCCGGAGCUGCUGGAGCGCCUGGCGCGGGCUGGCAAGGAGGCGUUCUUCGUGAGCAAUAACAGCCGGCGCGCGCGGCCCGAGCUGGCCCUCCGCUUCGCGCGCCUCGGCUUCAGGGGGCUGCGCGCCGAGCAGCUCUUCAGCUCCGCACUGUGCGCCGCGCGCUUGCUGCGCCAGCGCCUGCUCGGGCCUCCGGACACGCAGGGCGCGGUAUUCGUGCUGGGCGGCGAGGGGCUGCGGGCCGAGCUGCGCGCCGCGGGGCUGCGCCUGGCGGGGGACCCCGGCGAGGACCCGGGCGCGGCCCCGCGCGUGCGCGCCGUGCUGGUGGGCUACGACGAGCACUUCUCCUUCGCCAAGCUGAGCGAGGCCUGCGCGCACCUGCGCGACCCCGACUGCCUGCUGGUGGCCACCGACCGCGACCCGUGGCACCCGCUCAGCGAUGGCAGCCGGACCCCAGGCACCGGGAGCCUCACUGCCGCCGUGGAGACGGCCUCAGGACGCCAGGCCCUGGUGGUGGGCAAGCCCAGCCCCUACAUGUUCGAGUGCAUCACCGAGGCCUUCAGCGUGGAGCCCGGCCGCACGCUGAUGGUGGGCGACCGCCUGGAGACCGACAUUCUCUUCGGCCACCGCUGUGGCCUGACCACCGUGCUCACGCUCACGGGCGUCUCCCGCCUGGAGGAGGCCCAGGCCUACCUGGCGGCCGGCCAGCACGACCUCGUGCCCCAUUACUACGUGGAGAGCAUCGCGGACUUGAUGGAGGGCUUGGAGGACUGAGCCCACCUGACCUGCCAGCGCGGCCGCAACCCUCCCUCUCCCUGAUCCCAUAGAUGGAGGUGAGGGGCCAAGAGCUGCAUUAAGGGCUAAGCUCCCUGGCUCCAGUGUCUACCCCGAUGGGGCUGGGACCCAGGGAAGGUGUCCGGGCCCUCAGACCCUGUCCCAUCAGGGACUGGAAGCCCUCUGCUGUCCCAGAAGCUGCUCCCUCUGCCCCACCCGUUUGCCCUGGCCUGACCCAGCCAGGUGGCCUUAUUUCUUGCCCUGUGCCCUCCCCUUGUUGAAAUCUGGGCCCUGCUGCCCGCUGAAGGUGUCCCCCAACCCUGAGCACUGAAUCCCCCACCUCCUCCCUGGGGUCUCUAGAGUUUGACCUGCUCCUGGGUCCUGGCCUUGGGUUCCAGUGGACCAACCAGAGGCCUGGGUGACCACGAAUCAUUAUUGUCCUGAGCCCUGAAUGGACCAAUCAGAAGGCUAAGUGAUGCUGACGCAUUGAUGGCGGGUCCUGAGUGGACCCGAUGGGAGCCUGAGUCAUGAUGACCAUCUCAUGUCCUAGGUCCUGGGUCGACCAAUCAGGGAGCCCUGGUAUUAAUGACCCAUUGGUCUCUUGGAUCCUGAAUAGAACAAUCCAGAAGUCUGAGAGCCAGUGGCCUCUUAACAAUCUGGGUCUGAUUGGACCAGCCAGGGAUCCAGACUUCUGUUUAUAAAUAAGGGUCCAAAUGCUGAAGACACCUCUUCUCUCCAAAGAAGGGGGCCACUUGGAGGCUCUGGGGGCUUCCGUAGCUGAGAGCCCCACCCCUCCCUAAUCAUGGUACCAGACCAGUGUUGACAGUGCCCACAGCUUGGGAAUGGGGCUUUAGUGCCCUCCUGUGCUGUCAGUGUUUGCUGUGCCACCUCCCCCCUGUGCCCACCCCCCAGUUAUUUAUUUAUUAUCCUGUGCUGGUGGGGGUGGGGGCUGGGCCUUCCCCGCCGCCCCCUCCCCUCUUGUAACUAGUCCUCCCGGACAUAAUAAAGUGCAAGUGGGAGUGUC
Sus scrofa (pig) is the source of this 2182-nucleotide messenger RNA. It is a transcript of the gene PDXP, whose product is annotated as pyridoxal phosphatase. Gene Ontology annotation, cellular component: cytoplasm; cytosol. Gene Ontology annotation, molecular function: pyridoxal phosphatase activity. The record is from RefSeq and is a predicted model, not a curated record. Lineage: Eukaryota; Metazoa; Chordata; Mammalia; Artiodactyla; Suidae.